This is a messenger RNA of Neospora caninum, 2166 nucleotides long. RefSeq names its product GM04207p, related. The transcript is spliced from 6 exons. Bases 1 to 2166 code for a protein of 721 amino acids. Gene Ontology annotation, cellular component: mitochondrion. NCBI's taxonomy places the organism in Eukaryota, Apicomplexa, Conoidasida, Eucoccidiorida, Sarcocystidae. Gene Ontology annotation, biological process: mitochondrial proton-transporting ATP synthase complex assembly. The record is from RefSeq and is a predicted model, not a curated record.
AUGUACUCCCCGCGCCGACACUUCUGCAUAUCUUACCCGUCCCCGAAGAAGCUGAGCGACGUCGUGAAGCUUCCCUUGUUGCGUCUGAAAAGCCGAGAAGAAGUUGCAAAGAUUUGGGCCGAGCAUUUCCGCACCAAGACACUCAGCGUCGCAGCCAGCACGGGACACGAUGCGUUUGAACGCUUGGCAUCCACCGCGCAAGUCGCCCCUCACUUUGUUGUGCCUCUUCCCCGAGGUGAAGGCGGCGCUUCGUUUGAGACGUUUUUCAUUCAGUUCCAAGGCUCGCGCACCUGCCUCAUCACGUCGCUUCACGAGUACACUCAGUUGUACAAGAAUCCAGACCGACCCUCGCCCUUUCUCGUGGUCACGUUUUUCGACGAGUUAGGGGAAGAGAAGAAUCUCACUUUGAUCCAGGGCGACAUUCUGAGGGGCGAGUGUCUCUCGAAGGAAGAGGCUGGCCACGUGCUCAGCCUUCUGCUUCUCUUCUAUUCCGAUCCCAAUCUGUCGAGAUGGGUCUUGGACUUCAAUUUGAAGCCUCGCGAGUUCUCCUUUGAGCUUUUCCAGGACGAACAGCGCCGAGGGUUCAACUUUCCGCUGCAAGUGCCUCCGAGUCUCGAGAACUCGGGGGAUGCGUCUCCGCGUCCUCCCUUUUUCUGUUUGGAAUUGCUUCUAGGAUCCACGAAGUGUCGCAUUGCCACAGUGAAAAGGCCUCCGCGACAGCCUAACGAACGUGGCAAUUCACCGGAGAGCCGCCGGGCAACCACUGGCUGCAGCGGCCGCAUUUGCGUGUGGCAAACCAAGACCAGAAAGUCGAUCAUCAUCGCAGGACCUGUCUCGAGCGUUUGUGUGCAUGGAGGGGUUGUGCGGGAGCGCAAGGCGGAUCCGGAUCCCAACCACCGGGAAGGUUUUCCUCGUUUGCAGAACGACAGGCCGCAGGCAUCCGGUCCCGCUGCAAGGAAGACCCCGGGUGUCGGAGAAAAGGCCCGCAGUACGCCAGAAGUACUUGAAGAUACCGGAGCAAAGAAGACCGGAGAGGAACAGGCGACUCGCGUAUCUGGCCCCGCCGGAGCCACAGACGCGGAGACGCGCGGUCACGCUCGAGCCCACGAGCGAGAAGCUAGGAAAGAAAAUCUUCAAGCAAGCUCAAAGAGGAAGAAGCAUGGGGAGCCCAGCUUGGAAAGACUGAGCAACCUCACUCCAGUAGUCGUGACAGAGGCCGCCGGUGAAUCCAGCGACGCAGAAGACGCAGUCAUCGACGAAACUGACGCACAGGAUCGGUUCCAAGGCACACGCGCCUUGAAUGGUACGUUGUCUGAACAAUCAAAGACACGAACACGGAGCACCAGUCGACCGCCGCGCAGGCGAAUUCGCAGUAUCAUUGGUGUCCUCAUAGGAGCUGCCUUUGCCCUUUGGAUCGUGUACCGUUUUAAACGCAGUCGCGAGGAACCGACACUCGUUGAGAAAAGGGAGCGUGCGUCGGCGCUCCAGUAUAUCAUUGGACGGCGGAACGCAGCUCUCUUGCUGGCGGGUAAACUUUGUCAGGAGAUGGAGCAGGUGAAGGCAGCAAUCGAGUUCCAGGCGAAGGAAGCGCAGACAUUCGAGAGACACGAGCGCGCACAGGACUACGGUGAAGCCAUGGAAACGAAGGAAGCGUUAGAGAAGGUUUAUAAAUUUUUGUCGAGAAGACAGAUGGAAGCCGAAAAGCGUGCCACGCGGUUAAUCACCGCAGAACAGCUUCUGUCUAGACAACUUGACCGUGAAGGGCUAGAAGCGUUACCGCAGGAGGAGGUAGUGAGGUUUCUGAGUGAAGGACGGCUGGAUGAAGCACGAAGCCACGUUCCACAGCACAUACGUGAAGCUGACCAAUUGAGAGAAGCGUAUGUGCCUGGGGUGGUGCAAAUGGAGCAGAACCUGGAGCGCUUGGACCCUCAGUCGGACGAGUAUACUCGAUUAAGACGAGAUCUCACAGAAAUGAACAGGGGUCGGCUUCCCAGUGCGCUGGAGCAGCACGUGGCUCGGAUCUCACGCAAUCUUCCCAUUGCUAUGGAUGUUCCUUUAGACCAGAUUCCUGAGAUAUUUGCAGAUCCCGGUCCGAGGCCGGAAUCGACGCACAUUCGGAUAGCCAACGAGCUCCUGGGAGUCGCACCACAGCCUGAACAGGGCUGA